AUGUCGACGACUUCCCGAGACUCGAAAGGCAGAGGUCAGCAAGAAGCUAGUCCACGAGCUUCAAAACGUGCAAGGACCGAUACCGAGACUUCAGACAAGGGGCCCAAUGGACGUAAUCGACAUCGAAUUACACGAGCAUGCAACGAGUGUAGGAGAAGGAAAGAUAGAUGCGGUGGCCAAAGGCCAUCGUGCAAGUCUUGCAUCGAUAACAACCGGACAUGCAGCUAUGGACCCUCAAAGAAGCGAGGACUACGGCCGGGUUAUGUGAGAGGCAUCGAAACAUUACUGGGACUCAUCUUUAAGUCCAUCCAGGGGAGCGAAGAUUGGAUAUGUGGGCUUCUGGAGGGUGUUGUUCAACAAUCAUCCUUCUGUCCCGCAUCUGGUCUCCACGAUGCAAAUAUCUCUGUCGAUUUUCUACUCGAAACAUGGCAUAAAUCCUCGGUAUCGAAGAAAAUGGGAAGUCUUCUGUCUGCAGAGGGUGAGUUUGAUGAAGAAGGUGCCGACUCAAGUCAGAUUUUCGACACAAAGGUGGUCGAGGGUCUUACACUUUUGGUAUCGACAAAGAAUGGCACAGGGGCUCCAAUGACGCCAAGAGAUACGAUUACAACACAAUCAGGCCUACCAACCUUUGAUUACUCUCCCUUACCUACUACAUCAACUUCACCCCCUCAUCAAAUCGAAAAGACAACGCUUCAUGACACCAUCACCCGCCAACCAGAACCCGCAUCACGAUGCCUGGAUUCCCUGCCAUCAGCUGUCCCUGACCUUCCGAAGAACUGGUCAUAUCUCUUAGACCUUUAUUUCGAGACGACGCAUUGCUGGUUCCCUAUAUCGCAAAAGCACGAACUUCUGCGCGCUGCUUACACGUUAUCUCACGAACCAUCGACAGCAUCUACUAGUUCACUAUCAUCUGGAGAAAUAGCCUUCCUUCAUGCUGUCCUUGCAUACGCCUCACAUCAGUCGACAACCUUAUCACAAACUCGUAGCGGAAAGUCGACUGAUUUAAAGUACCCCAACUUGCCACGAAAUCUACUCGAGACAAGUUUAUUCGCGAAGCCAACUGCCUUUGAUCUCGGACAUGUUCGAGCUCUGCUUAUCAUAUGCCUCUUUGAAAUGGAUCAGAACCGUUGGUCUGUAGCAUGGACUACAAUCGGGCGAGCCAUAUACACAGCAAUAUCCCUUGGCCUAUUCUCCCAGGGCACCGCCGUUGAUCCGUCAAGCCGGGAUGGUGUAAAACGGACAACUAUGGGCUGCGCACUACUAGAAACCAUGGUCGCAGCACGUCUAGAUACGCUACCAUACCUCACACCCUCCAAUAUAUUCCUUCAAGGCGGCUUGUUGGCUGAUGGGAAUGAGGAAUGGGAACCAUGGAACCUGAAGAUCCUCGCUGAACCAGAAUCUCAGCAAGACGAACAGAACACAAACUUGCAUGUUCCGGGGCAUGUGAUAAGUACGUUCAACCGAUCACUCCAGGUCGUUCUAUUUUUGAACAAUUUGAUACACCACAAAAAGAAUCUUGCCACGGUCGGGAGCUUUAGCAAGCUCAUGGACUUAUGCAAGGAGAACUUGAGCGCUAUGGAUAGCCUGAGAUCCACCAGCAUGUCACCUCAGGCUCUUGGUCUUUGCAUAGCUUCAGCAACCAUCUUUGAAAUGGUAGCAACUGAGGCUUCGGUCUCCCACCGUCCUAUCCUCGAACGCCCAAGAGGCUACUGGGAGAAUGUUUCAAUGUUGGCCAGCCUCACAGAGAAACGCGUCCGGAUCAUAGGUCGCUGUGCUAUCUCACCUGUUAUCAAAGCUUGUAUAGAAUUAGCUGCGCGGUCUUUUCGUCAGCAGGAAGCGCAUUAUGCUCCUAGUAAUUUCGGCGAUGAUUCUAAUUGCGCCAAAGAAGCUGUUGCGAGAUGUUUGCAUAUCUUGCAAGAGCCGCUGGGCGGAAUGUCCCAAGAUGAUGUCUUGAACGAUUCACUGCUUAUAUCUGCUGGUGAAGAGAGUCAUUCACUAAUUCCAAUACACGGGAAGAGACCAGUGCCAUCCCAGUUCGAACUACCACCAACUCCAUCAACACUACUGUCGAGCAAGGUGGACACAUCAGUGCCGGACAAUGCAGUACCUUCACAACCACCAAGCGGAAUGUCAUUCCCAAUAGACCCAACCUUGGGGUCAAACAUUGAAGAUGACGGUCUUUUCGACAGUCUCGCUACGUUGGACUCGACGGAUUGGCUGGCAAACCCACCAGAGUUCAUGCAGCACCUGGGAAUGCUUGAUGAUGCCCCUAGUAAUCUUGAGCAUCUGUUUGACAUGGGUUUCUAG
Fusarium proliferatum ET1 is the source of this 2307-nucleotide messenger RNA. RefSeq lists its product as uncharacterized. The transcript has 2 exons. Gene Ontology annotation, molecular function: DNA-binding transcription factor activity, RNA polymerase II-specific; zinc ion binding; DNA binding. The record is from RefSeq and is a predicted model, not a curated record. Gene Ontology annotation, biological process: positive regulation of transcription by RNA polymerase II; DNA-templated transcription. NCBI's taxonomy places the organism in Eukaryota, Fungi, Ascomycota, Sordariomycetes, Hypocreales, Nectriaceae. Bases 1 to 2307 code for a protein of 768 amino acids.